CCACUGAGGCAAGACCCUUCUGUGCCAAUGAAACUUAGGUGAAGGGUUGAGGAACCCGGAAGUUAAGGACUCCUCAUCAACCGCUUUUCGGCUUUACGGAUAAACAGUGGAAGAUGUUGGCGUGUGUGCAAUUAUUUAUUUAGUUUUCUUUUUUCAGUUUAAUGGUAAAACAAUAAAAAAUACUGGAGAAUGGAUACAGAAAGAACCACGGCAAAACAAAAUUCCUCCCUGGAGAUUACCCAGAGUUUGGAAGAAGACCCUCUUGUCGAUGGUCCUCUCAUUCCCCCUGAUGUCCUGGACUCUGCAAUAAGACCACAGUUUCAGUCUUUACCUACUUCAUGGCUGGCAAUUCUCCUCACCUGCAUACAUGCAGCCUUCUUUGGUCUCUCUGUUGCUCUUGCUGUUUUUUGCUCAAUUAAGGAGAAUGUAGUUAACUGCCAGCAAUACAUUCAUGAUUUUGAGACUCAAACUGUAAUUGCUAUUGCCAAGGUGGCGCUGUGGCUCCUAAUAGCUGUUUUUGAACGUUAUGUUCAGCACCGUCACAGCAGGACCAGAAACAGAGGCUACCUGCAGUUUUACCGAUCCACAAGGAACCUCAAACGUCUUCCAUUCUUCAUACACAGUGCAGGUAAUGCAGCCUUUCUGCUCAUUUUGUCAGCAAGGCUGUCGUUUAAAAGUAAUGAACAGUCGUUAAUGUACAUGUACCUUCUCCUGGGUGUCCUGGUGCUGGAGCUUUGCUUUUCAGUCCCGUGCCUUCUCUUUUAUACAGUGAAGGUAAUGCAAUUCAACACAGAGAAACCAGCACCAGACAUCAACCAGGAAGAGCGCUCAAAUGCUUAUUCAGGUACCAGAAGUCUCAUUAACACGGAGAUCGGCUUCAGGGAUAGCUCAAGUGUGGAAGAAGUUGUGGAGAAACAAGCAGAUUUAAUCGAGUAUCUGAAGCAGCACAAUACAUUACUUAGUAAACGACUUCUGUCCUUGACAUCGCAGCAGAUCCGGGACUGAGGAAGCACAAAGUAAUGGGGUGGAAAUAGAGCUGAAUACAUAUUUGACAAGUAAGGGAGCGUUGUUUAGUGUUAACUAGGAAAAUGCAUUUGGAGUAAUGUGAACAGAUUUACGUUGCUUGUGUUUAAUUUACACUACAAAAUAAUCUUAAUAGUAAAGCAAAUAUAUGGUAAUUAAAAAUAUAUAUAUAUACUACUGUGACAGAUUCAUGAUUACUCAUACCAUAUUACCAUAUUCUUCAGUUAUUUUGAAUUUUUUAAAUUCUAACCUGGAUGUAUGAUCUGUUGCAUGGCAUUAUAGUCUGACUUUUCACUAUCACUUUUUUUUUUGUAAUAUAAAAUAAAGGGGAUAAUCCAAAAAAAAAAAAAAAAAAAAAAAAGUUAAGUUUAAUUUAUAACUGUGAAAGUUACAGUUAUUUAAGAUUUGUAGUUUGUAACAUUAACGGAUGGUUUACUCCAUAUCAAGUUAUACAUUUUGCAUCCUUUCGAAAAUAGCCCCAUAAGUAACCUGUACAAUUCUACUACCAUUUUUUAUAUUCUUUUUUUCAUUUCUUUCAUUUAAGCAGUUAAUUGACAUUAAUGUGAGAAAAAAAAUGUAUAUAUAUAUAUAUAUAUAUAUACAUGGUUGCUGUUUUUUUAUAUUUUAUGUUUUAAUGUUAUUAUUUUCAGUUUUUAUAUCAUGUCUGGUUUAGUAUUUUGAUAUUUUGUUAUUUAAGCAUUGCAGCACUAAAAUGACAAAUGGGUGACUGUGUUGACAAUGAAACUUAGGAAAAUUAUAUGACAGUUUUAUAAUAUUGUAUUCAUAGACUGUGCACUCAUUACUCGGGUUUAAUGUGAAAAAUGUAUGAAUUUGUGUGGUUUUCAAAGCAAAGUAUAUGGACGUUGUAAUACUGAUUUGUAUUUUCUGAUUCUUUGGCAAUUUCCACUGCCAUUGUUGUUAUUAUUUAAGGUUUUAGUGGGAGGGCAUUGCAAGAGAACACCAAUGGUAGGGGAGAGGUAUUGGGGAAGGGGGGGAUACAGUUUUCUGUUUUUAUUAGGAAUUAUAUAGGCUGUACAUAUUCUACAAACAGUCAGAAUGCCUUUCCCAUAGGACUUAUUUUGAUUUAGUCAACAAUGAUCUUGUACCAAAAAAUAGGCUUAACAGUACAUCAUUUGGUUAACUAUUUGUUUUAUUUUUUGUACAGUUUUGCUGUGAAGAAUAUUGUCUGCCAAAUACUGCCUAUUUUUUAAAUCAUUAUAAAAUAAAGGUAUUUGUAACCAAACAAAUAGUAAAAUAUACAUUUACAAACCUGUGUUUGUUAAUUAAUUAUUGAAUGUCUUUUUUUUAUUAAUUAAAUUAUAAACCAGUGCAUUACAGGAUGUGUAAAAAUAAAGUACUGUCGUAAGGGUUCCCUCAAGUAUUUGGACUCCAAAUCUGUGAUUUGAGAUGAAUGUACAGUAUUUUAUCAGUAAUGUUUACUGAUUAAAUACAGUAUUCUGAUAGCCUUUUACAAAACAUUUACUUUGUAACAACUGUGUGUACAACUACUAAUACUAUCAAAGACACAGAGAUUCUGAUAAGGCUCAUUAUAAACUUAUCAGUAUUUCCCUUUUGAAAGAAAAAACCCUAAAACCCUUAUUUAGAUCCUGUCUUUUACCUUAAUUUAUUCGUGAUAAAGUUUUUGACUUGUGUAAGGUGAUCCCCACAAAGACAAUGCUACUACUUUGUGGCUUUCCCCUUCACCCCACCCUGUCCCUACUAAUGCAAAUUAAAGCAAACAUACCCCCCCUCUGUUUUGGAAAUUCAGUCCCGUGGCCGUUUUCUUCUCUUCAUCCAAUGCAUUAUGUGAUUAUUAGGGGUGUGUAACAUGGAUGGAAAAAGCUGUUUUUUUGUAAUUGCAGCUCCACCCCACUCCACCCCCCACCCCCCGACAA
Messenger RNA from Acipenser ruthenus (sterlet), 2918 nucleotides. RefSeq names its product transmembrane protein 192 (gene tmem192). The coding region runs from base 190 to 1005 and encodes 271 amino acids. NCBI's taxonomy places the organism in Eukaryota, Metazoa, Chordata, Actinopteri, Acipenseriformes, Acipenseridae. The transcript has 6 exons. Gene Ontology annotation, cellular component: late endosome; lysosomal membrane. The record is from RefSeq and is a predicted model, not a curated record.